AUGCAAUUCUUCACGCUCUCCGCCUUGCUCUCAUCGCUCCUUGCUGUCUCUCUCGCAGCACCAGCGAAAGAACACGCCCUCGUGCCUCGUCAAACAUAUAUCAUAACAUGCAUCGGUGGCCGCUGUGACGACGGCUCGACUCCACAGCCCACGGCCAAACCCACUUCAUCAAAGAAACCCGAUCCACCAAAGACGACAACUACAAAGCCUACACCGAUCAAGCCCUCAUCAAAGGUUCCUGAACAACCUACCAAGACUACCACUGGUGAGGAGACCGGGCCAAGCAGUACCAGUUGUCCGGUGCCGCUGUUCUACAAAUGUGGUGGCUGGGACUAUGACAAGCCUUGGUCUGGGUGUACGGUCUGUGUGAAGGGAGCGAAGUGUGUGAUGCAGAAUGAAUGGUACUACCAGUGUGUUGCAGAUGAUGGCUCAUGA
This is a messenger RNA of Parastagonospora nodorum SN15, 435 nucleotides long. RefSeq lists its product as hypothetical. NCBI's taxonomy places the organism in Eukaryota, Fungi, Ascomycota, Dothideomycetes, Pleosporales, Phaeosphaeriaceae. The coding region runs from base 1 to 435 and encodes 144 amino acids. Gene Ontology annotation, cellular component: extracellular region. Gene Ontology annotation, molecular function: cellulose binding. The record is from RefSeq and is a predicted model, not a curated record. Gene Ontology annotation, biological process: carbohydrate metabolic process. The transcript has 4 exons.